ACUCCAAGUGUCCAAACAUAAAUCUCACUGUGAUGGUGCUGGUAUGAAUUCUGGAGCAGGCAGGAGAAUGUAAAACCCUGUGCUGCUUUCACUUCUCUCCAAUGAAGCGCACGGAUCUGCACGGUGAUGCUGAGUGGAUCCUGCUGGAGAUCGAGUCCUGAAAGUCGGAUGUGUCCAGCACAAUGGAGGGUGAUUCUGCGUAAUGGAUCAGUUUCAGGAUCUCAUGAAGCUCCAUGACUGGCUUGGUUUUAGGAAUUUUACCAGCGAUUGUAUCACGUGAAUCAUUUUUUUUAUUAUUAUAUUUUAUUUUUUUGCAAAAAAAAGUCUGCUUAACUAAACGCAGACCUCGCAUUCAUUGAUUUUGAGCUAGAUCUCCUAGACCAGAUUCCCCCGGGCCUGCCAGGGUUUCAACCCAGACCUAGCCGGCACAGGAGUGCUGCAUUCCGGCAACGUUUUAACGCAACACCGUGGAUUUGCCCACGGCCUGCAAAAAUCUGGACACUCCGCCCGGAGAGAUCUGUUGUUUUUUUUAUUUUUAAAUCUUGUUACACGUUUUAUUUUUCCACCGAUUGCGUCUAUAAUCAAACGCAAAUUAGCGUAAAAGCUUAUUUCUUGCCAUAUUUGUUUACUUAUUUUUUAUUAACAGCCCUGGUUGGAGCUCGCUAACACUACAUGCAAAUUGCUGGUUUGUUGUGCAGCAAAAUAUAAACACAUCUACGUUGUUUUGUUACUUAGUGCAAAAAAAACAAACAAACAUUUUUUCUUAUUCUUAUGCACUUUAGAAACUAAUGGGUUUAAUCGAUCUGGUUUUUGUUCAGUCACUCAGUCACCUUGGUUUGUUUACAGCAUUGUCACUGGUUGGCUGAAGCUUCAGGGCAAAGCAGAGUUCAGUGACAUUUAAUAAGGAUUAAUUAUUUUUUUAUAUCUAUAUUUUCCUUCUUAAAAAAUCUUUACCUACUGAUUUAAAGAUGCACUAAUGCUUAACUUUACUUUAAAACUACUAAAAUAUUUAUUAAUAGUAAUUCCCCGCAGUGAUGGUCAUGUUCUCUGAAUGAAAAACAUCUCAAAGGCUCAAACUACUUUACUAAAUUUACCCUAAAAAAGAUAAAAAUGCACAAUUCGAAGCAUUAAACCGAGCGGCCUGUAGUUAAGUCUCCAGGCCUGGACCUUACCAGAUCCCUCAUCUCUUCUGAAUGAGAAGAUGCGUACCAGGACCAUCGCCGUGGCCUGAAAAUCCAAAUACAGUAAGAACUACUGAUAGUUUUUCCUGGUGGAUGAAUCGAGAUCGAGGAAGAAGCUGAGACGGACUCUUUUGUCUAAGGAGAUGACCACACGCUGAACACAAUUUCACUACAGAGACUAGUGGUUGGGCUUCGGGAGCUGCGUAGACAUGAGUGUUCGGCCUCCAACCUCGACUCUGGACAGUCCGUUCGCUGCUUGGUUGAGCAGCCUGACGCUGGGGGACUCGAAGUCUUCUCUUGGCCAGCAGAGAGACUCUUUGGCUUCGGAGUACUCCUCUGACGGUGCAGCUGCAGGCCUGGUGCAUAGAUGCGUGGUCGUACAGAAGGACAAUCUGGGCUUCGGCUUCACCGUGUGUGGAGAACGAAUAAAACUGGUGCAGAAUGUCCGUCCAGGUGGAGCAGCGGUAAAGGCCGGAGUGCAGGAAGGAGACCGGAUCAUUAAGGUCAACGGCUCCUUCGUGUCUUCCAUGUCUCAUCAGGAAGUCGUGAAGAUGAUCAAAUCUGGAACGUACGUGGCGCUGACGCUCCAGGGCCCACCGCCUUCAGUAGCCGCUGUCCCUCUUCAGCCCCUUCUAUCAGACCUCCCAACCAAUCACAGGACGCAGACAGGGGAUGAAACCACGCCUCCACCUCCACCUCCACCUCUGCCAGCUUCAGUAAUAGGCACACCGUCGCAGAGAAUCACAGGCCCCAAACCACUACAGGACCCAGAAGUCCAGAAACACGCCACGCAGAUCCUGCGAAAGAUGCUGGAGCAGGAAGAGGCAGAACUACAGGACCUGCUGGAGGAACAGUCACGCAACCCGUCGUCUUCUCUGGAAGAGAGAAUAGAAAGCGCGAAGCGGCGCGCUCAUCAAGUGCGAGUGAAAAUGCAGAAAGACCUGGACGGAACGCGCUCGGAAACAGCAAGCACCUACGUGACCGCCGGAGAAGGUCGAUUGUCCAUGGAUGCGGGUGAUGGGGACUAUGAAACAUGCGAGAGUCCUUUCUCCUCUCCGUCCUCCUCAUUCAGGAUUCCCCAACACCGCAGACACGGCUCUGGCACACUUGACUCAGCGGGGAAAACACAAAUAAUCGGUCCUGAGGAAGAAGACGACGACUAUGACGGCUACAUGACAAAUGACAUGGACGGCCCGUUUCAAGACUUCGAGCUGCUGAAGGCACGACCGGCUCACAUGACCGUUUUUAUGAGAUACAUAUUCAGUCAGCUGCAGGACCCAAACCCACUGCUGUUCUAUCUCUCUGUUGAGGCCUACCUUGGGUCGAGCCCUAAAGACGCCCGUGCCAUCGCGCCCCAGAUCUGUUCUCACUUCCUGGACCCCGAUGCUGCUCUGAAGAUUAAAGUCAGAGACGAGUAUAUGAACGAUAUAGAGAGUCGCCUUCAUGCUCAGGAGGACAUCAGAGGACCGCUCUCCGAGCUCCAGCAGCUGGUGCUUCCAGAGAUCCAAAACCAGUUACAGGAUUACAGGAAUAAGCAGCUCAUGGGGCUGGGCUCCUUGUUCGGGGAGAGCGAUCUUCAGCAGCUGGACGGGGACUCUGUGAAAGAGAGACAGGUGGUGGACAGACAGGUCACGGCGCUGUGGGAACUACUCUCCAAGCACGAAGAGGAGAGAAGCACCCCGUUAGCUUCAGUGAUCACUCUGUACCUGCGACACGCCGGGAUCAAACUGCGGGAUUCCAAGGUUUUCCCAGGACUCAGCACGGAGAAGGAAAAGUGGCUCGCGUUCUUCCCCAAGACCAAGAGGCAAUUGAGCAGCACAAAGCGAGAGAAAGAUGGAGAAGACAGAAAGAGGAACCCGAUCUUGAAGUACAUCGGCAAACCCAGAAGCACAUCACAAUCAACGUUCCAUGUCCCGUUAUCCCCUACAGAAGUGCGUGCAGGUAACGUGCGGAACAUCAUACAGCAGUUCGAGAACCAUACAGACGGUGAGGAGGGGGAGAACGGAGACCAGAGACUGUCCACUGGCAGCCUCGGGGACGAGAGUAUGGACAGUCCUACCGUGUCUGUGCGUUUGGCUCGCAGCGAGUCCUUGAAGGCCCAGGGUGAGGGGCGUCGUCGUGGAGGUGGAUCGGGGGCGGAGUCGGUUCCCCGUUCUCGAAGCGACGUUGACAUGGAAGACUGCGACGAAAGGGAAGGACCAGGACUUCGCCUGUUACAUCACAGCGCUUCUUCCUCGGCGUCCAGCAGCUCAGCGAGGUCACUCGAGAAUCCCACACCGCCUUACACUCCUCGGUCCAGGCGCAGGAGUGUGGACACGCCGGUGGUGUUAUUACCGGAUGCGCCUCCUCUGGAAGAGGAUGUCGUCGACUCGCAAAACUGGCAGGAGACUGUUGAUCCGCAUACCCUCCUCUCCCUCAGCUCGCGGGAGAUCGACCGUCAGGCCGUCAUAUACGAGUUAUUCACGACGGAGGCAUCUCAUCUGCGGAUACUCAGGGUUCUGGAUCAGGUGUUCUUCCAGAAAAUGAGAAACCUUCUGACGACCGAGGAGCUCGCCUGCAUCUUCCCAAACCUGCCUGAGGUCUACGAGCUGCAUGCGAGUCUCUGUGAAUCCAUGAAGAAGCUGAGGGAAUCUCCUAUAGUCCAAGGCAUCGGGGACCUCAUGCUCGCUAGAUUUGAAGAUGCCGCAGGAGAGGAAUUUCUGGAGCAGGUGUCCCAACUGUGCAGUCAGCAGAGUCAGGCGCUGGAGCUCAUCAAGAACAAACAGCGCAAAGACCCUCGCUUCGCUCACCUUAUCCUGGAGUGCGAGGCGAGUCCUCACUGCCGCCGGCUCCAGCUCAAGGACCUGCUGGUGUCCGAGACGCAGAGACUCACCAAGUACCCCCUCUUGCUAGAUAACAUCAUCAAACACACAGAAGCCGGUUCUCCAGACCUGCAGCCGCUGCUGAGGGCGCAGGCGUGUUGCCGUGGGAUCCUGCAGGCCGUCAACGAGGUCGUCCGGGAGACGGAGCACCGGCAGCUGCUCAGCCAGUACCAGCGCAGGCUUGAUUUGUCUCCUCUGGAGAGACAGACCAACCCUGCUGCAGCACCAUUCAAGAAUCUGGACUUGACCACGAAGAGGAUGAUUCAUGAAGGUCCUCUUACAUGGAAAGUCAGUAAAGACAAAGCUAUAGAGGUGCAAGCGCUUCUCCUCUCAGACCUGCUGGUGCUCCUCCAGAGAGGUCCAGAUGACCGCUUGAUCCUCCGAUGUCCGUCGCGCUCGCUGGGCGGAGUCGACACGGACCAUAAAACGCCAUUUUGCCCCGUAGUCCGGCUCAACUCGUCCCUCGUCAGGUCGAACGCCACAGAUAACAAAGCCCUUUACGUAGUGAGCACGUCUGAGACUCAGAUGUACGAGCUGGUAGCCGGAACGUCCUCAGAGAGAAACACCUGGAAGGACCUGUUGGAAAAGACAAUCGCAUCGGCUUCUGAAGGUGCUUCGCUCACUAAACAAGGAUCACCCGCUCAAUCCUGUGUUCGACGGUUACACGACAGUCAUGUCAAUCAAGACGGUUUGCUUGCGGAAGAGACGAGUUCGGUGGAGAAAGAGUCACAGAGCGAUGAUGAAAGUGCUCUCGCUUCCAACACCCCAACCAACCAGUCAGAAGCCUUCCUCCAUCAAGAAGCCCACAAUAACCUGGAACCUCGGCCCGAACUUUCAGACGCUGCUCUUCAGGACGUCGAGACCCUCAGACAAUUAAUCUUCAGAGACCUUGAAGAUGGGUGGAGCCAAGAUUCCGAUGACACGCCUACAAACGAAACCGCCAACGAAAGAAGCCCGUUCACAGAUCGCCCCGGAUCAGAGGGGUCUGUGGGUAGCAUUAUUGAAAGCCCCAAUCCAACGAUUCUUCAAGAUCAGGUCGAUGCUCCGCCCCUGGAGUUGGAGCAAUCGACUGUUCAGGUCAAGAGGAAAGCUGUGGGUGUGGUCUCUUCUUCUAUUCCUGAUGACAUCCCUGAUGUCACCUCCAUCCAAUCUUCUGAAUCAAAAGGGAACGUGUUCUACCUGGUGAUGCCCAAAGACCAGAUGGGAGCUCUGACGGAAGAGAGCAGCACAGACGACCCGAAUUAUCCGAGUCCUUCAGAAGCACAUGAAGCCGUAUCACUAUUCCCACAGCAAAACCAUGAACUGCAGGAAACCCCACACCGGUCACAUCCAGAGGCGCCGAGUAACAACACGGGGCUCAGCCAAUCACGGGCCGUCACGCAGCGACAUGUGAUAAAGAACACGGACGAGAUUUUCCAGACGAUGGACGAGUUGAUGAAGAAACUGCACCGGCUCAGGGAGAUCGAAGCCGACCAUUACAGACUCGUCAAGAAAGAACAGAAGAAAUCUCUCGUCAGGAUGAAUUCAGGGGACGUCUUAGACUCCUCCGCUUCUGUCAUCAGGAUGCCGUCUAUGGACAGAGAGUCAGGAGAUGGGAAAGAAGGAGAUGCCGCAGAAGCCGCUCAGCCUGUGUUGCAGUCCACAGGAUUCUGACAUCUUUCUCUCACACACACACACACACACAUUUACACGCAUAUAAUGUGCUGAAGGAUUUUUUUUUUUAAUAAACUCGCACAAAAAAAAAAAAAAGGGACUGGCACAUUUCGGUCAUCUUUUACAUCGUAUGUAGCUCCUUCCUCCAAUCCCAGCAUGCUUUGCUCCUGGGAGAAUCCGGGAAUAUGGUGUAUGUUGUUCAUGCCCUGUGUUUAAGGAAGUGAAAGAAAGCGAGGACAGACGAAGCUUCAGCGCACAAAGGCUGGAAAGCAGGAAGACGAAAGAAGGAAAUGAAAAAGUAAAAGGUUUUUGCGAAACGGCGCACGAGAGAAGAAGGCGAGGCGUAAAGUCGACGAGCGGAACGGACGGACGGUCACGCUCGAACGGGAUUGGCUGAGGAAAUGACUCCGCCCUCUGAAGGAAGCCCCCCCCAGCACUUUACCUGCUGUAUGUAUUAUAUAAUCUGUCUUUACGUUCAGGCGAUCGUUCACCUCAUCGGUCAGAAAACGAAAGGGAACUCCCUAAACGGGGUUCGUAUCCCAUAAUGCACCUGUGUCCGCUAUGACUGUGUGCUCCACCACUACUCGGCUUAUACAAUGUGUGUGUGGAAACACAAACUUCAGGUUGUUUUGCACUGUGGUCCCAAGUCCUAAGGAUGUCGCUUUACCGUCGUCGUGUACCGUGUUGUAGCGUCUGGGUUUUUUUUUCUUGCAAAAACGAACACCGUGCGAGAGGAAGCAAUGGAAGGCGGGUCUCGGGGUGUGGUUUUUGUUCGUUCGCGUUCUAUCUGCAUCUCUACGCACAACGUUUAACGCAGGACUUUAUCGCUACGCCGUUCCUUGUCACUGGGGGCAACUUUUAGUGUGUUUAAGUGUGCAAAAUAUCACUACAUUAAAGGUAUAACAGAGGUCCUUAGGGUCCAGCUGUGCACCUUAAAUCUGAUCGAAAGUACACUAUGCUGGCAAUAUCGCCUCCUACAGGUAUGGCAGUGGAAGUUAUUGCACCAGUGACAACGAAAAGGUUCGGUUUAGUGGAUUUUCUUCUUCCUUUUUUCCCCUCCUCUCCCUCUGGCGCACCACCACCACUGCUGCACACUACUGUAUUGAUGUUCAUGCAGAUUGUUACUGUUGAGAGGGACUAAUUUAUGUUAAAAAAUAAAUUUAAAAAACGUAGCCUAACAUGUUACCUGUGACGACUUUACGUCUGCGUGGUGUACAUACUGUGAAGUCUGUCCCUCAAGCUCAGCAAAGAACACAUGAAGGGAUGCGAUCCAGCCUGAGAUCUGAGAUCAUACCGGGUGCGAUCUUCCGCGACCCGAGAUCAUCCUUAACCCCAGAGUUUACAACCUGAUUUUUUGACCGGUGAUGGAUGUCGGUGGGUAAAGUUCAGAAAUCUGUACUGUAGAAGCAAAUGUCUAAUUUGUGGAGCUGGACAGGAUCUGUCGUCUCUUGUAGGACUAAUUCUCAACCAACACUGAGCUAUGAGAGACGAGAAAUAGACCGAGUUGGCCCCACCCCCAUCUUGGAGUUUGGUUUGAAUCUAUUUAAGUGGGAGGGGUUUAAUCAGGUAUGACUCCACACCUAGAGUUUUAUUUCAACUCUUUCUGGAUGGGAGGAGUUGAAUAAGCUCCACUUCUACCCCUGAAGUGUUGUGGGAGGAGCUGGAUCCAAAUUUAGAGGAUUGGGAGUGGACAGAUCUGAUCAGAUCUGACUCCACCCCCUGGAUUUUAGUUCAGUUUCACCUUCUCAAAAGGAGAUGGAUCCAAUUUGAAUUUGAGUGAUGUUUUUAAUCCACCCAUGUAUCAGGAGUUGGAUUAGGUCUGACUCCAACCUCUUGGUAGGUGAGGAGAGCUGUAUCCGAUCUACCAUUUAGAUUCAUCAUCUAGAUUGUAAUGUUUGGGGGGCAAUCACCUGCUGAAGUUCCUUCACACUUAGGUGGGUAUAUUUGGAUCAGAUCAGACUUCAUCCCCAGGCCCUUUGGUUCAUUUCCACCCUAGGAGGUUAAUUUGGUUGGAGUUUCCGAUCCAUCCAGUUAGCAAGAGCUAGAUUAGAUCCAACUCUACUUCUUGGACUUUUGCUUCUGCAGGAAGUGGUGCUUAAGUAUUUGUUUCAUGGUCAACCAUCUAAUCGUACUCUUGCUCACAGGACAUCACUACAAUCUUGUGCUUAAUGCCACUAAGAAACAGUAUUUAAUGCUAAGCACAACAUCUACCUGAGAAACUUAAACAUGUAACUGAACACUGAUGUCCUGAUGAGGGUUCUGUAAUCGGUUGAUCAGUAACCUGAGUUCUGCCCUUGUUGCUCAAAGAUGUCCAUCACUGAGAAAGAUCUGAUUUGCUUAAACACUUGGUUAAACCUCUGUAGUGUUUAGCCUUUAAAACGUAACACACAAAAUUGAAAAGGAAGGUGGAGAAAGGUGUAUUUUUCCACUGCUGAGGUUUAUUGUGUGUCUAACUACUGUGUAACUCAGGUGGAGAAAUCUUGACCCUAUUUCUCUUCUUAGCUUUAACUUAUGCACCAUUUUUUUCAUCUCCCUUUUUUUUUAUACUUUACAUUUCAAUCCUUCCCUCCCCCCAUCCCUCUCUCUCUCUCUUUCCAUCUCCACUUGUUCACGCUUUUUUUGUGUACAAAAUUGAAUGCACGAUGUGGGGAAAAGCAACCUGCAAGAGCCAGAGCUUGUGGAAACUACUGUGUGCAUAUAAUUCUUUAUUCUUUUAUUAUUGUUAUUAUUAUUAUUAUUAUUCUCAAUCCUGUUUUUUUUUCCAUGUAAUAUAGACAACACACUUGUUUUAUAAGUUUUGUUUUAUGUAAAGCUCUAGUUAUGACUUGGUUUUAUUUUAUUUUAUUUUUUUGUAGAUAUGGGACAAAUUAAAUUAUUUUAUCUCCCUGUUUAAAAAAAAAAAAAGGAAAAAAAAGGCAAGAUUGUUAGCUGCACAGAAGGAAACUGUAUAAAUGAUUGCGACUCAUUUGUUUUGUGAUGUAAAAAAGUUUCAAAUAAAUAAUUAAUGUGUUGCAGUUAUCAAA
This is a messenger RNA of Silurus meridionalis, 8718 nucleotides long. It is a transcript of the gene arhgef11, whose product is annotated as Rho guanine nucleotide exchange factor (GEF) 11. Gene Ontology annotation, biological process: G protein-coupled receptor signaling pathway. The record is from RefSeq and is a predicted model, not a curated record. Lineage: Eukaryota; Metazoa; Chordata; Actinopteri; Siluriformes; Siluridae. Gene Ontology annotation, molecular function: G protein-coupled receptor binding; guanyl-nucleotide exchange factor activity. Gene Ontology annotation, cellular component: cytoplasm.